Nerophis ophidion (straightnose pipefish) is the source of this 6677-nucleotide messenger RNA. RefSeq names its product neuroepithelial cell-transforming gene 1 protein-like. The transcript has 9 exons. Gene Ontology annotation, biological process: positive regulation of Rho protein signal transduction; intracellular signal transduction. NCBI's taxonomy places the organism in Eukaryota, Metazoa, Chordata, Actinopteri, Syngnathiformes, Syngnathidae. Bases 194 to 2143 code for a protein of 649 amino acids. The record is from RefSeq and is a predicted model, not a curated record. Gene Ontology annotation, molecular function: guanyl-nucleotide exchange factor activity.
UCCCAAGCAGACUGCAGACCGAAGUGAAGCCAAAGAGAGUGGAGCCCCUCUCUAAGAUGUGUCCCUACCGGGAUCUUUCCGUCUCCACUUUUUUUCAGUGAUUCUUCUUCUUCUUCUCACCUACUUCCUCUCCCCGGUGGAUUACCUGCAGCCCCACUAAGGAUUGGCAAAAGGUGUGUUUGUACUGAGAGCUAUGGUGGCCUACGAAGACCUGGGCAGCCUGGUGCCUAUCAAGCGGACUCUGCAAGUCCUGGACUACCAGAACCAGCUACACAAAGAGUCGGAGGAACCCAGGAACAAGCGUGUCCGUCCUCUCGGCAGGGUGUCGUCGUUAGCCAACCUCAUCUCUCCGGCAAAAAAUGGGGCCGUCCGGCGCUUCGGCCAAACAAUCCAGGCCUCCUUCCGGAGCGACGGCAAGUCGCCGGGCGUUCCCCGGAAGCCUUGCAGCAAGGCGACGGCCCCCACGCCGCCUAAGAGAAGAAACAGUACGCUGUGGUCGGAGACGCUAGACGUGCACCAGAAGGAGACCUUAACCACCAAGGAGAUCAAGCGACAGGAGGCCAUAUUUGAGUUGUCUCGCGGAGAACAGGACCUUAUUGAGGACCUCCAACUUGCACGCAAGGCGUACCACGACCCCAUGCUGAAGCUGUCCAUCAUGUCCGAAGAGGAGCUCUCUCACAUUUUUGGCGAGCUGGACGCCUACAUCCCCCUGCAUGAGGACUUGCUGGCGCAGCUCUCCAAAGCCACGGGCUCAAACGGAACCGUGGGACGGAUCGGUCAGAUCGUGGUGGACUGGCUACCGAGGCUGGAUGCGUACAAGGAGUACUGCAGCAAGCAGCUGGCAGCUAAGGCCCUUUUGGACCAGAAGAAACAGGACCGGCGCGUGCAGGACUUCCUGCAGCGCUGUUUGGAGUCGCCCUUCAGCAGGAAGUUGGAUCUGUGGAGCUUCCUGGACAUCCCGCGCUCCCGCCUGGUCAAGUACCCGCUGCUGCUCAAAGAGAUCCUCCGACACACUCCGCCAGAGCAUCCGGACACCGCCAGCUUAGAACGAGCGGUCUCCAUCAUCCAAAGUGUGCUGUCGGACAUCAACAUGAAGCAGGGCGAGUCGGAGUGCUUGUACUACAUGGACAAGCUGGAGUACCUGGACGAGCGGCAGAAAGACCCUCGCCUCCAGCGGUGCAGAAGCCUGCUGUGUCACGGGGAGCUUCGCAACAAGAGUGGGACGAAGCUGCACGUGUUCCUGUUCACGGAAAUGCUGGUGCUGACCCGCUCGGUGAUGCGGAGCGAGCGCGGCCAGUGUUUCCAGGUGUACCGUCAGCCCAUCCCCGUGCAGGACCUGCUGGUGGACGACCUGCAGGACGGCGAAGUCAGGAUGGGCGGCUCCUUCAGAGGCGCCUUCAGCCAAGCCGACAAAGCCAAAAACCUUUUCCGGGUGCGGUCCCAAGACCCGAGCCAGGUCCAGGCCCAGGCGCACACGCUGCAGGUCAACGACGUCUUCCACAAGCAGCGCUGGCUCAACUGUCUCCGCGACGCCAUCUCCGUCUACCGGCCACACGACCGCCCCACACCCCGCCCCUCCUCCGCCUCGGCCGGGGAGCUCAUGGAGGAGACGGACGAGAACCGUCCUCAGAGGUUGACUCGGUCGGCGCCCGGCUCGCCUUGCAGCCCCUCGUCCCCGACUCCUGCGCCUUCCUCCUUGUACCCGACUCCUGAGCCAUUCUCCUCGUCCCCGACUCCUGAGCCUUUCUCCUCGUCCCCGACUCCUGCGCCUUCCUCCUCGUCCCCGACUCCUGCGCCUUCCUCCUCGUCCCCGACUCCUGCGCCUUCCUCCUCGUCUUCCCCGAGUCCUGCGCCCUCCGCCUCCUCGUCCUCGACUCCUGAGCCUUCCUCCUCGUCCCCGACUCCUGCGCCUUCCUCCUCGUCUUCCCCGAGUCCUGCGCCCUCCGCCUCCUCGUCCCCGACUCCUGCGCCUUCCUCCUCGUCCCCGACUCCUGCACCUUCCUCCUCCACGUCCCCGACUUCUACGCCUUCCUCCUCGUCCCCGACUCCUGCGCCUUCCUCUUUGCCAUCGCCAACGUCUCACGGCAAAAAGAAGAAGAAGUCUCUUUAUUCUUUAGGGAAGAGGAAAGAGACGAUGGUGUGACGCCAACACAAACUCUGACACUCCUAUUUAUUCUUUAUUGUUACGCUUCUCUCUGACACCCGACAUCACACACUGGAACACCUGUACGCCCAAAAAACCUGUCCACAACACCUGUAUGCCGACGACACAUUUAUGACGACAACACCUGUACGCCCACAAUAACUUCAUGUCCACAACACAUUUAUGACGACAACACCUGUACGCCCACAACAACUUUACGUCCACAACACCUGUACGCCCACAAUACAUUAAUGUCCACAGCACCUUUAUGUCCACAACAACUGUACGCCGACAACACAUUUAUGACGACAACACCUGUACGCCGACAACAACUUUACGGCCACAACACAUUUAUGUCCACAACACCUGUACGCCGACAACACAUUUAUGACGACAACACCUGUACGCCCACAACAACUUUAUGUCCACAACACAUUUAUGUCCACAACACCUGUACGCUGACCACACAUUUACAACGACAACACAUUACGCCCACAACAACUUUGUCUACAACACAUUUAUGUCCACAAAACCUGUACGCCGACAACACAUUUGUGACAACAACACCUGUACGGCCACAACAACUUUACGCCCACAACACAUUUAUGUCCACAACACCUGUACGCCGACAACACAUUUAUGACAACAACACCUGUACGCCGACAACAACUUUAUGCCCACAACACAUUUAUGUCCACAACACCUGUAUGCUGACCACACAUUUACGACGACAACACAUUACGCCCACAACAACUUUGUCUACAACACAUUUAUGUCCACAACACCUGUACGCCGACAACACAUUUAUGACAACAACACCUGUACGGCCACAACAACUUUACGCCCACAACACAUUUAUGUCCACAACACCUGUACGCCGACAACACAUUUAUGACAACAACACCUGUACGCCGACAACACAUUUAUGACAACAACACCUGUACGCCGACAACACAUUUAUGUCCACAACACCUUUAUGCUGACAACACACUUAUGACGACAACACAUUACGCCCACAACAACUUUGUCUACAACACAUUCAUGUCCACGACACCUGUACGCCGACAACACAUUUAUGACAACAACACCUCUACGCCGACAACAACUUUACGCCCACAACACAUUUAUAUCCACAACACAUUUAUGUCCACAACACCUGUACGCCGACAACACAUUUAUGACGACAACACCUGUACGCCGACAACAACUUUACGCCCACAACACAUUUAUGUCCACAACACAUUCAUGUCCACAACACCUGUACGCCGACAACACAUUUAUGACGACAACACCUGUAGGCCCACAACACAUUUAUGUCCACAACACCUGUACGCCGACAACACAUUUAUGACGACAACACUUGUACGGCCACAACAACUUUACACCCACAACACAUUUAUGUCCACAACACCUGUAUGCCGACAACACAUUUAUGACGACAACACCUGUACGCCGACGACACAUUUAUGUCGACAACACCUUUAUGUUGACAACUUGUACAUGUCCACAGCCCGUUUAUGUCGACUACACAUUUAUGUUGACAACUUGUACAUGUCCACAGCCCGUUUAUGUCGACUACACAUUUAUGUUGACAACUUGUACAUGUCCACAGCCCGUCUAUGUCGACUACACGUUGAUGUCGACAACACAAAAAUGCCAAUAACACGUUUUUUUUGGCGACAACGUACAGUAUUUAUUCCGAUAACCCAUUUAUGUUGACAACCCGUGAAUGUCGACAGCAUGUAUAUGGCGACAAUCCGUUUAUGGUGACAACUUGUUUCUGUUGACGACCUGAAUAUGCUGACAACCCGUUUAGGUCGACAACGCGCAUAUAUACCAAUCUGUUCAUUAUCCUCAAAACUUCCCGCUUCCGUCGACAUCACCACACGUGGUCAACCGCUUCUGUUGACAUGAAAGUGAGAGGUUGUGUCCCUCUGAAAUGGUUCCGUUUAUGUUGACAGCCCGUGUCUAUUGUACUCUUCCAGUACCUUGUCAACACAAACGGCCAAACAUUUUUUCAGACCUAAAAGUGACACGUCUGUGAAGUGAAAACCCUGCCCGCUUAAGUUGAGGUGGACAUACAGUCGGUCCGUUUAUGUUUACAUGUGUGACCGGUGUCAUUCCAGAGCUCCAAAAUGGGAUUUCCUGUUCAGCUUCAAAAUAAAAGCACGGCAGUUUAAGGUAGAUGUUAUGUCGACAACAGCUUGUGUUGACGUGAGUUCGCCGGGCCCAUGUGUCGACCUAAACGGGUUCCACUGUAACACACAUCCUGCAUCAUUGACUUAUAAGUACAGUAUACUGUACAGUGUGUGUACAGUAUUCAAAGAGUACUGUAUAUAGCGGAGAAGUUGCCCUAGAAAAAGGGAUGCAUAACACUUGAAAGAACAAUCUGCUGUUGGUUGUUCCAAGUCUUUUAAACUUUGUUUACUGUUAAUAUUGAAGUUGUUUUUCUGCAGAAGACGUAGUUUGACAUUUUUAUACUCCCAACAUGUGUGCUUGUUUAGUUUUAGCACAAGGAGCAAUCUUUUUAUCUUUUAACGUAAGACACAUUUUCCUUCUUUGAGAAGGUGCUAUCCAAGAGCGCUCUUAUUUUGGUACAUUGUCUUAGAAGGUGCCAUAAAAGAGUGCUCUUAUUUUGAAACAUUCCUCCAACAACCACACGUUUCCUUCUUGGUUUGGUUUGUUUGAAAAAACCCUGUUUCCAUAUGAGUUGGGAGAUUGUUUUAGACGUAAAUAUAAACGGAAUACAAUGAUUUGCAAAUCAUUUUCAACCCAUGUUCAGUUGAAUAUGCUACAAAGACAACAUAUUUGAUGUUCAAACUCAAACUUCAUUUUUUUUUGCAAAUAAUAAUUAUCUUAGAAUUUCAUGGCUGCAACACAUGCCAAAGGAGUUGGGAAAGGUCAUGUUCACCACUGUGUUACAUCACCUUUUCUUUUAACAACACUCACUAAACCUUUGGGAACUGAGGAGACACAUUUUUGAAGCUUUUCAGGUGGAAUUCUUUCCCAUUCUUCUUUUAUGUAGAGCUUCAGUCGUUCAACAGUCCGGGGUCCCUGUUGUCGUAUUUUAGGCAUCAAAAUUUGGACUACACCCAAACUCUUUUACUAUGACGCCACGCUGUUGUAACACGUGGUGUGGCAUUGUCUUGCUGAAAUAAGCAGGGGCGUCCAUGAUAACGUUGCUUGAAUGACAACAUGUGUUGCUCCAAAACUUGUAUUUACCUUUCAGCAUUAAUGGUGCCUUCACAGAUGUGUAAGUUACCCAGGCUUUGGGCAGUAAUUCUCCCCCAUACCAUCACAGAUGCUGGCUUUUAAACUUUGCGCCUAUGACAAUCCGGAUGGUUCUUUUAAUUUUUGUUCCCGAGGACACAAAUGUCCAUAGUUUCCAAAAACAUGUUGAAAUGUGGACUCGUCAGAGCACAGAACACUUUUCCACUUUGCAUCAGUCUAUCUUAGAUGAUCUCGGGCCCGUUUCUGGAUGUUGUUGAUAAAUGGCUUUUGCUUUGCAUAGUAGAGCUUUAACUUGCACUUACAGAUGUAGCGACAAACUUUAUUUAGUGACAGCGGUUUUCUGAAGUCUUCCUGAGUCCAUGUGGUGAUAUCCUUUAGAGAUUGAUGUCGGUUUUUGAUACAGGGAUCGAAGGUCACGGUCAUUCAAUGUUGGUUUCCGGCCAUGCCGCUUACGUGGAGUGAUUUCUCCAGAUUCUCUGAACCUUUUGAUGAUAUUAUGGACCGUAGAUGUUAAAAUCCCUAAAUUUCUUCACUUUGAGAAACGUUGUUCUUAAACUGUUUGACUAUUUGCUCACGCAGUUGUGGACAAAGGGGUGUACCUCGCCCCAUCCUUUCUUGUGAAAGACUGAGCAUUUUUUGGGAAGCUGUUUUUAUACCCAAUCAUGGCACCCACCUGUUCCCAAUAUGGGAUGUUCCAAAUAAGCGUUUGAUGAGCAUUCCUGAACUUUAUCAGUAUUUAUUGCCACCUUUCCCAACUUCUUUGUCAUGUGUUGCCGGCAUCAUAUUCUAAAGUUAAUGAUUAUUUACAAAAUAAGAAAUGUUUAUCAGUUUGAACAUCAAAUAUGUUGUCUUUGUAGCAUAUUCAACUGAAUAUGGGUUGAAAAGGAUUUGCAAAUCAUUGUAUUCCGUUUAUAUUUACAUCUAACACAAUUUCCCAACUCAUAUGGAAACGGGGUUUGUAGGAACAUAGUCUUUGCUUGGGAAUCCCAAAGACUUUUUAUUACUGAGCCACCGUUUCUAAGGGGACCAUGAACUUCCAGUUGUAGCAUAUCUAGCAUAGGGUUGAAGUUGCAGACACUUUCGUGCUUGAUGAAGGAUGAAAAGACGAUGGAGAAGAGAAAGUUGGGUGAAGGGUUUUAGAAAAGUCCUAGAAAAAGGAUUGUUGGAAGAGAAAGAAGGUAUGAGGAAAGAAGAAAGUGACCGUACGUUUACAUGAAGAGUGGAAAGAAGAAUGUACAUUAUUAUUAUUGUUUGACCCAAGUACUGCGAACAAUAAAGAUCUGCAGAAGGUUUGCAUCUGAAA